AUGACUUAUACCAAGGAGAUUUCAAAAACGACAGAGCUAAUGGGCAUGGCAUUUAUGUCCAUGAAGAUGGUGCUAAAUAUGAAGGCGCAUUCAAAAAUGAUGAACAGCAUGGCCAUGGAAGAGAAGAAUACCCAGAUGGCUCUGUUUAUGAAGGAGACUACAGAAAUGGGAUGAAAGAAGGAAAAGGGCUCUUCAAAUGGGCUGAUGGCAGCCAAUAUGAAGGUGACUUUAAAGCUAAUAACAUUGAAGGCACUGGAACUUAUAUAUGGGCUGAUCAUAAAACAUAUACAGGAGAAUGGAAAAAUGGUAAAAUGCACGGAAUUGGUGACUUCAAAUGGGCAGAUGGCAGAGAAUACUCAGGACAAUACAAAAAAGAUCUAA
Messenger RNA from Blepharisma stoltei, 381 nucleotides. Lineage: Eukaryota; Ciliophora; Heterotrichea; Heterotrichida; Blepharismidae. The record is from the annotation of a GenBank genome assembly.